Molecule: messenger RNA, 2207 nt
Organism: Oncorhynchus keta (chum salmon)
Lineage: Eukaryota; Metazoa; Chordata; Actinopteri; Salmoniformes; Salmonidae
Product: guided entry of tail-anchored proteins factor 1-like
Exons: 5
Coding region: 60-572 (170 amino acids)
Biological process (GO): tail-anchored membrane protein insertion into ER membrane
Source: RefSeq, a predicted model, not a curated record
AGCCUGGAUGUGGCGUCCCUUUAUGACGAGCGCAGCAGCAACAAAGGUUGAUUUAAAAAAUGGCUGCUGGGUGCGCUUGGUUCCUGGUGUUGGGAUCUGUCUUUUUGUGCAAUCUCUUCAAAACACUCUUGCCGACUAUUUCCUCUUUCCUAUUGAAGGUCCUUCAGAAAGAUGCUGAGCAGGAGAGGGAUAUGCGGGCUGAGAUCCAGGAGAUGAAGAAGGAGCACAACUCCGUUAGCAUGAUGGAUGAGUUUGCCAGAUACGCCAGACUAGAGCGCAAAAUCAACAAGAUGACUGACAAGCUGAAGACACAUGUCAAGUCUAGAACUGCUCAACAAGCCAAAAUGAAAUGGAUGGUGAAUAUAGGUUUUUACAUCCUCCAGGCUGCUCUGAUGAUCUCCCUGAUUUGGAAUUAUUAUGCUGACCCAGUGACUGUUGUACCCAGUAAGUGGAUUGCCCCCCUGGAGCAGCUGGUGGCAUUCCCAUCUGGAGUAGCAGGUGGUGUUGGAAUCACAUGCUGGCUGGUGAUGUGCAACAAAGUGGCGUCUAUUGGUCUACAUGCAAUUAGCUAAGGAAUGGGAUCUUUUAUUAAUGUCUUAUUUAUUCCCCAAAUGCUAUUAAAGUGUAAAUUGGUACUGUUGGUAAGCACUUUUACAAAGCACCCCAUAUUCAAACAUUGCCUUUACAUUGCCAAUGUUAUUGCACAUAUUUUAGUGUCUCUUAUGUUGGCUUCGGAAUCGGAUGUUACACUACAUGGCCAAAAGUAUGUAGACACACCUUCAAAUUAGUGGAUUUGUCUAUUUCAGCCAUACGUUGCUGACAGGUGUAUAAAAUACAGCACACAGCCAUGCAAUCUCCAUAGACAAACAUUGGCAGUAGAAUGGCCCAUACUGAAGAACUCAGUGACUUUCAAUGUGGCACUGUCAUAGGAUGCCACCUUUCCAACAAGUCAGUUCGUCAAAUGUCUGCCCUGCUAGAGCUGCCGCGAUCAACUGUAAGUGCUGUUAUUGUGAAGUGGAAACGUGUAGGAGCAACAAUGGCUCAGCUGCGACGUGGUAGGCCACACAAGAUCACAGAACGGAACCUCUGAAGCGCAUAGUGCGUAGGAAUUGUCUGUCCUCCGUUGCAACACUCACUAUCGAGUUCCAAACUGCCUCUGGAAGCAACGUCAGCACAAGAACUGUUCGUCGGGAGCUUCAUGAAAUGGGUUUCAAUGGCCGAGCAGCCGCACACAAGCCUAAGAUCACCAUGUGCAAUGCCAAGUGUCGGCUGGAGUGGUGUAAAGGUCUCCACCAUUGGACUCUGGAACAGUGGAAACGUGUUCACUGGAGUGAUGAAUCACCAUCUGGCAGUCCGACGAACAAAUCUGGGUUUGACGGAUGCCAGGAAAACGCUACCUCCCUGAAUGCAUAGUGCCAAAUUUAAAGUUUGGCGGAGGUAGAAUAAUGGUCUGGGGCUGUUUUUCAUGGUUUGGGCUAGGCACCUUAGUUCCAGUAAAGGUAAAUCUUAACGCUUACAGCGUACAAUGGCAUUCUAGGCAAUUCUGUGCUUCCAACUUUGUCCAACUUUGUGGCAACAGUUUGGGGAAGGCGCUUUCCUGUUUCAGCACGACAAUGCCCCUGUGUACAAAGCGAGGUCCAUACAGAAAAGUUUUGUCGAUCGGUGUGGAAGAAGUUGACUGGCCUGCACAGAGCCCUGACCUCAACCCCAUCAAACAUCUUUGGGAUGAAUUGGAAGACCUCACUAAUGCUCUUAUGGUUGAAUGGAAGCAAGUCCCCGCAGCAAUGUUCCAACAUCCAGUGGAAAGCCUUCCAGAAGAGUGGAGGCUAUUAUAGCAGCAAAUGGGGGUCCAACUCCAUAUUAAUGCCCAUGAUUCUGGAAUGGGACAAGCAGGUGUCCACAUACUUUUGGAAAUCUAGUGUAUUUCACAAAUUGCUUCACUGCGUAAUGAUUGUAUGAGCAUGUUUAAUGACCGUUUUAAAUCUAAUUUCAACUGAUUGAAAUGAGUUGAGCAAGUGUUGCAAUUGUUUCAUAUUGUUAUGUAAUUUUGUUCAUGUUAAUUGUAGGCAUGGUCUGUAGCACAUUUUCAUUUGUUGAAUGAAACCUGAACUAAUAUUACAAAGUUUACUGUUUGGAUUUUGGAAGUGUUGAGAAGUAUGCAUAAGAAUUAUGCAUACUUCAACACAAUAAAGAAUUUGAAAACUGAA